AGAUCUCCCAUUGUUUCCACCAGCACCUCACCGCCGCCACCAUGUCGGCCAGACAGCCACGCUUCAACCAGCAAGUCCUCAUCGACACGACUCCAUUGCCGGACUCCAUCCCCAAGGUCGAGGAAAUCGGCGCUUCGUCUGCUCCUCUCCUCUCCGCCUCGUUCUUCAUCGGCGCCCGCUGCAAACCAUACAAUGACGACUUUAUGCACUGCAAGACCGAGUCCAAUGGCAAGGGCGAGUCAGACUGUCUGAAAGAGGGCAGGAAGGUCACGCGGUGCGCCGCCUCAGUGCUGGAUGAUUUGAAUAAGAGCUGCCUGGAGGAGUUCAGGAAGCACUGGCAGUGUCUGGAUCACAACAACCAGCAGCUGUGGCAGUGUCGGGGGCUGGAGCGGCGCUUGAAUAAGUGUGCUUUCGAGAAGCUGAACUUGGAGAAGAAGAUCCCGGGUGCGCCAGAGAAUGAGGUUCCUGUGCAUUUGCGAAAGAAGCAGAUAUACGCCCAUUCCAGAAUCGGUCAAUAGAUGUGUAAUGUACAGAGGAAUGAAUUGCAUGCGAGGCCUGCCCGUUGGCAACACUCUUGCUCGCCUUUUCGAGAAUCUUGUGCUCAGGUCGUGCCUGCAUUGCAAAUAGUUCUAACCGUGUUUCGUGGAUACUGACUACCUACUUCAACCAACAUCCAGAGCCCAAUACCAACACUAUCC
Messenger RNA from Sphaerulina musiva SO2202, 698 nucleotides. RefSeq names its product NADH dehydrogenase, alpha subcomplex, subunit 8. The coding region runs from base 42 to 518 and encodes 158 amino acids. The transcript is spliced from 4 exons. Gene Ontology annotation, biological process: mitochondrial electron transport, NADH to ubiquinone. The record is from RefSeq and is a predicted model, not a curated record. Lineage: Eukaryota; Fungi; Ascomycota; Dothideomycetes; Mycosphaerellales; Mycosphaerellaceae.